AUGGUAGAAUUAACUACGAACGUAUAUAGUACUAAUCAAACUGCAGAUAAUCUCAGCAGACAUGACAUUCUCAACUGGAUUAACACUUGUCUGGAAUCCAGCUAUGGAAAAAUAGAGGAACUUUGUACCGGAGCUGCAUACUGUCAACUGAUGGAUAUGCUGUUUCCUGGUGUGCUUAACUUUAAAAAAAUUAAGUUCAACACAAACUUGGAGCAUGAGUACAUAGCCAACUUCAAGCAGCUGCAGGCCAUUUUCAAGAAGUUGGGGGUUGAUAAGGAAGUUCCGAUUGAAAAACUUGUGAAAGGGAAAUACCAAGACAACUUUGAGUUUGUUCAGUGGUUCAAGCGUUUUUAUGAUGCAAAUUACACCGGUCAGCCUUAUGACGCUCUGGCUGCUCGCGGUGGUGAACAAAUAAGAAGCCACGAAAAGCCCUCUGCUAGGCCUCGUCCAGUCCCUCCUCGGACAUCCGUUCCAACCACUGUUAGAACCAGUGACUCUCGUCCAGGUGCGCCUCAUUCUCAUGUCUUUUUCAAUCUAGCUGGAGUCAUUGUCUCAAUGGCUUUUACAAUUUCAGCUGCCACAAAAAAUGCUGCUUCAGCAAGAUCUACGGUCUCCUCUUCCUCAGCGCCUCGUACCAAUGCUCAGAGUUCCGGUGAUUCCAUGCAGAUGAACGCUCUUCGUAUUGAAAUCGAAAACUUAACUUCUCAGGUAUGCUUCCUUAACUUUGGCAGCAUCUGUGUCUACAAUAGUUGUAAUCACCGUAUCGUCUUAUUUCAGGCGGAAGAGGAUCGCAGGACCAUCGAGGGUCUCGUGCAGGAGCGAGAUUUCUACUUUAGUAAACUUCGCGAUAUUGAGGAUUUGUGUCGAGGCAUGGGGGAUAAUGAAUUUGCUAAAAAGUUUCUCGACAUUCUUUAUGCAACUGAGGUAAGUGUUUCACAUUAA
Molecule: messenger RNA, 942 nt
Organism: Hydatigera taeniaeformis
Lineage: Eukaryota; Metazoa; Platyhelminthes; Cestoda; Cyclophyllidea; Taeniidae
Source: the annotation of a GenBank genome assembly